Thlaspi arvense is the source of this 2931-nucleotide messenger RNA. The record is from the annotation of a GenBank genome assembly. Lineage: Eukaryota; Viridiplantae; Streptophyta; Magnoliopsida; Brassicales; Brassicaceae.
AUGAUUCACGCCGCGUUUCUCUAUGGACUCCUCAGAAUGGCAGCUGAUCAGAGGAGAAAGCGGAUGAACAGUGCCAAUGUCAUUGGUUUCAGUUCGAGGGAGCAUUACAGAGCCAAAAGGAAAAAGAUUGGAUCACCUGAUGGUGCUUUGCGUUCGGGAGAUCACAUCAGUCUAGAAUGGGACCGCAGCCGAAGUAAAGUAGUCUCUAAGAGGGAACAAGUUGGCCUAAGUUUGAGGCAUCUUCGCGAAUUUGUUGAUUUCGUUCCUCCUAGGCGGAAUCCCUUGGCACAAGUAUGCCCCGUUCCUCACGAAACUUUCCAGUUGGAAAAUCUCUCAGAAGUGCUUUCUAACGAGGUCUGGCGGGCUUGUCUAUCUGAUGGCGAAAGAAACUAUCUGCAGCAAUUCCUCCCUGAGGGAGUUGAUGUGGAGCAAGUCGUACAAGCAUUGGGAACAGCUGUCUGCUCCAGUAAAGCUCAUCCAGAUCAAAUUGUUUCUCGGGAGGACUGCCUGAGGGCAGAUAAAAGGAGAUAUCACUCGGACUUAGAGAAAUACCAUAAUGAGUAUGUGCAGUUCUCUCUAUUCAGAUAUCAGGAGCACUUGGAAUAUUACUUGCAGAUGUUGAAAGAGAAAUGGGAAAGCUGCAAAGAUCCAGAGAAGGAUGCUGUUAAGAAGAUGUGGAGGAGAUCAAGAGGAGGCAAUGCACAUGUAAACGGUAGCUGUCAGGAUCUGACUGCUGCCUCGGAGUCUAGUUCCUGGAAUGCAGAUGAUAAACCAUGCAGUAGUGAUAAUAAGAUUUCUCCUAUUGUAAGGACCGGAGAGGUUCAGAGAAGGCCCAAGAGUUAUGCUGUAGAUAAAGAAAAAUCUCAAAGUCCCUUGAUUGCUCAAGAGAAUGUUGUAAACGUGGGCGUGAAAUCUAGAAAAAAGGACAAGCUACCGAAACAUAGCAUUCAGCAAACUGAUGGUGCUAAAUACAUGUCCUACCUCAAGAUAAGCAAGAAGCAGCAUCAGAUUGUUACAAGCAUGAAGCAGUCUGGUAAAAGCAUUCAGUCGAGAGCACUUAAUCGAAUCUUAGGUGACAUCAACAAUUUGGAUGUUCAACCAUACGGAGUGUUUGUGGAAGAAGAACAGAAGAAACUGAAUGCUCACUGGUCAGUAUUCCUUGUGAAACAAGCGGCUUCCUUCAUCAGGCCUUUAAAUAUGCUGCAACUGGUUAAAGAUCUUCCUGCAGCAUUUGCAAUAUGGAAAAAGCUUCAGUUACAGAAGCGAGAUAUAAUCAAGUCCUUGGAAAGAGACCUGAAGGACAAACUUAAUCCAUGGAUGGAGGAUAAACAACAACUGCACCCUGCAGAAAAUCCUCUGCAGAAGCAUGAUGUUCAAUUAGACUUGAGGAAGAACGAUCGAGAAAGUUUAAAUCCAAAUAAGAGUGGUGAUUUAGCACCGGAUGUUGAAGAUUCUGGAAGUUUUGGUCAAGUUUCUGCCGUGAAUUACUCCCUUUCAAAGGAUUCUUCGUCUGACGGUGACCAAAUUACAGAUUCAGGUCGGUGCUUGCAAGUUGGCACAUAUCCCUCACAUGUUUCGUCACCAGAUUGUGACAAUGGCAUCAAUCUUGCGGAUGUAGAAGGAAAACGAUAUGUUACUCCCAGCAAGUGUCAUGGCCUUAAUCGAAAGGAUGUUGAAGCAAAUGAUUAUUCCAGCUCCAUGCAAGGCCAGUCUCUCCUACAGGCUUCAUUUCCUAGUGAGCCCCACGCUUCAAGUCUCGAAGAUGCGAUUCCUGUAGGCAAAAACUGUGUACCAGAACUAGAGAGUGCUUCAUCAGACGAGAGGACUCCUUGUGUUACUUCAAGCCAUGGAGAAGAGUUGCAGUUUUGUUCUGGUGGAGAUGUGUGGCGGCCAGUGGGAGGAAUUAGGCAGUCCUACAUUGGCCGCCAAGCUUACACCCCCAGUGGUGGAUUGUCAAUCAUACACCGUCCUGAAGGUGGUGAAGAAGAGAAAAACUGUUUCAUAAACCUUGAAUCGGACAUGCCUGAAGAAGUUGAUAGAAGGAAGAUGUUGCAGCAGAAGGCAAACAACGGUUUUGGUUCUUUCCCUAACAAUGAUCAAAAUGAACUCCUUCAGUCUUUGUUUAAAGGCCAAGGCGUGGCAUCUCGCACCACUGAGCAGCUUCACUCUCUUCUCAAAGUCCCGCUUAACGAGGAGCAUAAACAUAUUAUGAACAGUGGUUUUCAGCAGGAAGGAAGCAACAAUCUGAUGGAGAGCAGUCAAUUUUCUGGUCAGUUCCAGCAUCAGAUGACUGCACAACAUGCACUAUCCCAGGACCAGCAAAGACAGGUUAACAUAUAUGGCCAAGGAAGCAUGACAGACAACAUUUACUGCGAUGGACGUGGAUUCUUGAUGCAGCGGCCGGACUGGAACACCAGUGUUACUCAGAUUGGAGUCGCCACGCAGCCCAUGUUAAACACUGGCCCUUUGUUAAAUCAGAACUGGCAGUUUAAGAGCAUGUGGGCAAACACAAACGGCGUUGGAUGUGCUAGCCAAAGCAGUCAUACCGGGACAGAGAGAGAUCUGAAUCUUCUCAGAGUUGCUACUAACGCGGAGCAGAUCGUUCAGCGGGGAAGCAGUCCAGAUCAAAGCUUAUUCUCUGUUCUCUCUCAGUGCAGUCAGUUGCGCCGUUCAAGAUCUGCUUUUGAGCCAGAAACUUCGAGUGGUCAAGUGGUUGCAUCCGGUAACUACGAAAUGCUGAUGGGGGGAGGCACAACUCAGGUAGGCAGCAAUUUGGCUCAGCCUAGGAACCCGCUUGAUUACUUGAGUGGUAGCAACCACCCGGCAACAUCUUUGAUGCCAGAUGAUGUAGCGUGGAUGAACCAGAGUCGCCAGAACUCUAGCCUCCAUGACCCACUAGGCAAGCUGUAUCCAAGGUCAUGGAAUCCAUAA